UUCUUCUUUCCACAGAUGCGCAAUCUUGUGCUCGCGUCGCAGCGGUGCCAUCCGCCAAAGCUCGACCUGAGCAAUGUAGCGCUGAUUGCGACGGAUCCCGACACGGACACGAUCUUUGGCGCGAGUCCUGACGGCUGGGUCUUUGCGUGGAAUGGCGCCAAAGGCGAUUGGAUGGCCGAGGCCCACAUUGACUGGUUCUACCCGCCCGCAGGCACCACCCCCGACCCCCAGCGCACCCCAGUAGACCUCGACCGUGGCGCUGUUGCUGCUGCGGGUGCUGCGGGCGGGGCGCCGGUCUGCUUGACGUACCUGCCCGACGCUGGCCUGCUCUUCCUCGCGCUGGCGUCCGGCAGCAUCUACACGUGCAACCCGGAGAUGCAGGUCUGGGACGCGGUGGGCGCCGUGGACGACGGGCUGCUGGGUGCAUGCUGGAGCCCCGACCACGAGCUGCUCGUGCUGACGACGGGCGCCAGCAAGGUCAUCCUCAUGACGCGCGAGUACGACGUGGUUGCCGAAUCGCCCAUCCUCACCGACGACUUUGGCGAGGCAAAGCCCGUCGCCGUCGGCUGGGGCUCGACAGACACGCAGUUUGGUGGCACGGCGGGCAAGGCGGCCGUCCGGAAGGUCACGGAGGCAGCGCAAAAGGCCGCCAUCGACGCCGUGACGGGAUCUGACAAGGACGUGACGGCAUUCACCGACGAUGCGUUGGCGCGCGUAUCCUGGCGCGCAGACGGCCAGUUCUUUGUGGUGAGCAUCAAGGCGCCUGCUGCAAGCCACAAGCGCAUUCUGCGAGUCUACAACCGCGCAGGCGUCUUGCAGUCGACCAGCGAAGAGGUCGCCGGGUUGGAACAUGCAGUCAGCUGGCGACCGUCGGGAAACCUCAUUGCGUCAUCGCAGCGCUUGCCCCACCGCCACGACAUUGUGUUCUUUGAGCGAAAUGGCCUGCGACACGGCGAGUUCACGCUGCCGUUCGGGCGCGAUCAGGUCGUGGUUCGCGAGCUCGCGUGGAAUGCCGACUCGUCCGUGCUCGCCGUCUGGUUGGAGGCAACGCCCAUUGUGCUGGCGCGUCUUGUCAAGACCGCCAGCAGCGUUUCGAACACGGCAUCAGCAUCAAAGUCGGCGGCAGCGGUCGGCGCCGCGGCGUCUCAGAACAAGCAGCGCGACGCGCCAUUGUCGUGCCUGCAGCUGUGGACGGUCGGCAACUACCACUGGUAUUUGAAGCAAGAGUACACGUUUGGUGCCGAGUCGAACGGCCCGGAUACGCGCUCUGGCUACAUUUCCAGCGUUGUUUGGGACACGGAGGAUCCUCUGACCGUGCACGUCAUGUGCGACGAUGGCCAGUACCUGCGGAUGUCGCACGUCACCGAUAUCGCCAUCAGCGUUGGUCCACGUCACGUGGCAGCCAGCAGCGCCUCUCCUACCGCCGCCAAACACAUGUCGACGGUCGCGGUCUGCGAUGGCAGCGACUUGCUGUUGUCGCACUUUCAAAAGAUGAUUGUCCCGCCUCCCAUGUCCUCGAGCAAGCUGCCGCUGUCGACCUGUGCUCGCGCAGUGUCCUUUGCACCGGAUGGAUCGGGCCGAAUUGCCGUGCUGCGUGGUGACGGAACUGUGGCGCUGUUCCACGCCUCGAGCCCGACUGCGCUGGCCGCCGCUCCCACUUUGGCCGGCGAGCUUGCAGUGCACGACAUCAAGAAGCACGCAAGCGAGCUUGGCAUGCAUGCUCCGGUGCGAUUGCUGACAUGGUGGCAAGCCGACCUGCUGGUCUUUGUUCGUGCGGGCACCAACCCCAUUGCAGAGACACUUGUUGCUGUCAAGUUUGAUCCGACCACGUACACCAUCUCUAGCGUGCACGAGCUGACCUUGCCGGCCGCUCAAGUCAUUGUCAGACUUGCUGUUGACCCGACAAGCGGUCGAUUGUUCGUUGCUUCGGACAAUGGGCAUUACGAGGAGGUCACCUACUCGGUCGACUCGGGCCUUCAGGUCACGACCUUGCCUUUCAGGAGUCCGACUUGCCAUUGGGUUGCCCCGACCACGGUCGGGCCGGACAAUACACUGUUGGUCAUCUCCCAAAGCAAGAGCAUGGGUCUUUUCGUGAACGGUUUCAAGCUUGCCGCCAGCUGCAACUCGUUCGCGCUGCAUGAGGAAUUUGUCGUGUUUGCCUGCAGCGACCACGCGUGCCGCUUUGUGGCUCUGUCCGAUCUUGCGCGUAUUGUGACGAGCGGUGCUCCUGCAGUGGACAUUUCGGCACGACUGGCCGCGUUGGUGCAUGCUGCCACAGCGGCAUCCAGCGGCGAUCACUCCGUCCGUCGUGUUGAGCGCGGUUCGAAGAUUGUUGCUGUGAUUGCCAAUGACAUGCGGGUUGUCUUCCAGAUGCCCCGCGGCAACCUCGAGACUGUCGCUCCUCGCAUGCUAGCGCUGUCGACGCUUCGUCAAUAUCUCGACCAACAUCGCUACCGCGAUGCGCUGGAAAUGAUGCGAAAGCACCGCAUUGACAUGAACUUUGCCUACGACCACAACCCCAGCGAAUUUAUGGCGUCUAUCGACGAGUUUGUGCGCCAAGUCAACCACACCACCAUGAUCAACCUCUUCUUGACCGAGCUGCGUGACGAAGAUACGGUGAUUUCCAUGUACAACACGAGCGCGACCACCGCGGCCGCCGCUGCUGUCCAGCAAGCUGACGCUGCGGCGCAAGUGUCCGAGUACGAGCAACAGCAAAUGCGUCUCCGUUCUGCUGCCGUUCCAGGCAAGACAAACAAGAUUUGCGACGCAGUCCACGCCGCGCUGAAGCGUCUCGAUCCCGACAAGUUCUUGCUGUCCUGCUUUACGGCCCUCGCGCGCAAGUCGCCGCCGCAGCUCGAAACCAUUCUUGAGACAAUCAAGACGAUGUGUGCUUCCGAAGCGGCCAAGUCGACGGUGCAGCCGUCCACCCCGAAAACGAGCUCUGCCGCCGAGGCGCUGGCGUUUGUGAUUUUCCUUGCCGACGUCAACCUGUUAUUUGAUGUCGCUCUUGGCAUGUACGACUUUGAGCUGACGAUCGUGAUUGCAGAGCAGUCGCAAAAGGAUCCCAAGGAAUACCUUCCAUUCAUCCAUUCUUUGCAAGCACUCGACACCCAUAUGCAACGCUUCACCAUUGAUCGCCACCUCAAGCGCUUUGACAAGGCCGUGCAGAGCCUCGUCCGCGCGAGCGCAGAGCCAGCCGUUUCAGUUGAAGAGCGCACCAAGCGCGCGUCCGAGGUCAUGCCGUUCGUUCGCAAGCAUGCCUUGUACCGCACGUGCCUGGCCAUUUUCGAUUUGGGGGAUGCGACGCACAGCACUUCGGCACUCAGCGCCCGUAUUGGCGAGUACUCUCGACGCCAAUGGCUGUAUGCAGCACUUGAUGCGUAUGCGGACUACCUGCAGACGCAAGAUCAGCACGAGGAGGCAGGCCUGUUGUUCACCCGUGCAACGCGACACUCCAAGGCAGCGCAUGCCUUCCGCAAGUGCCGAAAUUGGCGCCGGCUGUUUGUUGCGUUGGAUCGGGUCAAUCAGCAGCGUCAGGCUUCUGUCGAGGGCUCGCCGUUUGUGACCGAGUUUGGUGCUGAUCGCGAACUGAUGCUGUUCGACCCCACCGAGCGCGAUUUGCUGGAGCUUGACGAUGAGCAUUGGACUGCUCACUACGAGACGGUCGCCGUCGACAUGGCCCGUUCCCUGACGGAGCGAGCUCUGCCGCGCGAGGCAGUCCAGGUUCUGCUCUACCACACGCCCGGUGUCAAUCGCGUUGAAGACGCCAUCCAAAUCCUGAUUCGUGCACAGCUGUGGGAGGACGCGACGCUUGCCUGCUACCAAUGGAAACGCCAAGAUCUCAUCGAAACCAACCUCGAACCGCACGUCGAAGAGAUGCAUGACUUGCACUCGACGACCAUCGCCACGUUGAAGGAGGACAUCGCCAAGCACACGAGCCGUCUUCUGAUUGUGCGCGAGCAAAAGCGAGCUGCCGCGGCCGCGAAUGUUUCUGAUCUUGGAAUGGACGGAGAAGGUGUGGCAGACGAUUCAGACUUGUAUUCGGACACCACGAGUGUUGCGUCGAUGGCGACGAGCCGCAGCGGUCGUUCCGCCAGCUCGCGCACGAGCAUGACGUCCACUCGCCAAACGGGCAAAAAGUCUCAAAAGGCCCACAACAAGAAGCUUCGACUGCGCGAGGGCUCGCUUCACGAAGAGGAGGCCUUGAUGGAGGCACUCCGCGAAGCCAUUGCACGUGGCGAUGCCAUGCAAGAGGAAAUCCGCGAUCUUUUGCGGAUUCUCGUGUCCCUUGGACGCCAGGCAGCGGCAAGCAAGCUGCAAGAAUCAUACUCGGCACUGUUGAGCAUCAUGCGCACAAAUCAUCCCAUCAUUUGGCCAGCGGCGGCGUUGUCGGCUCAGACCGCUCCGACAGGGCCUGCCUUGAGCACUGCCCAAAUGAUCUCCCUGCUCACGCAACAAGCAACGCUCGCGGCGUCUUCCAGCGCCUCCUCGUCCACUGCUGCCGGUCCAUCCGCUUCUUCGUCAAUGGUAGCAGCUCCGGUCCUACGCACGCUUUCGUGGCAAAUGUCCUUGUUCUAAAUUCCCAAUUUUACAUCAAUACAGAUCUUUAGUGUCG
Molecule: messenger RNA, 4615 nt
Organism: Capsaspora owczarzaki ATCC 30864
Lineage: Eukaryota; Filasterea; Ministeriida; Capsasporidae
Exons: 8
Coding region: 16-4578 (1520 amino acids)
Biological process (GO): tRNA wobble base 5-methoxycarbonylmethyl-2-thiouridinylation
Cellular component (GO): cytosol; elongator holoenzyme complex
Molecular function (GO): tRNA binding; protein binding
Source: RefSeq, a predicted model, not a curated record